UUGUGUGAUAAAAACUGGAAGUCAGCCGGUGGACGAGGGGCUAUUUAUUCAAAAAAAAGCACAGGAACCGGGCGGCACACGUCGUUUUAAACAAACUCACUCGCUGCUGUGUUGAAACUUGUCUCAUUAGCGAGGAAGACGGCGAAAAUUCCUCCUUGUAAACGCACCGAAGGCUAGUUUUUAUUUUGCUGUGGCUGUCGAAAGGCGGGGAAUACAAAGCGACGUGUGGUCAAAAGCAUUUAAUUUUGGACUCAUUGAAGCAAAAACGGGAUUACUACGAAGCCAGGUCGUGCUACUGUGACUGGUCAACGAUAGUACAUGGAUUAUCUGUGUUUCCGGGCACUGUGCUGUAAAGGACCCCCACCACCAAGACCGGAGUAUGAUGUGGUGUGCAUUGGCCUGACAGGUGCUGGAAAGACCAGCCUGCUCUCACGCCUCUGUAGUGAGGGCAGCGACGGCAUCGUUCCUACAACAGGUUUCAGCAUCAAAGCAGUGCCAUUUCCAAAUGCCAUCUUGAAUGUAAAAGAACUUGGAGGAGCUGACAACAUCAAGAAAUAUUGGAGUCGUUACUACCAAGGCUCACAGGGUGUAGUCUUUGUAUUGGACAGCGCGUCAUCAGAUGAAGACCUUGAGGCAGCACGAAAUGAGCUCCACUCAGCCCUGCAGCACCCACAGCUCUGCACACUGCCUUUCCUCAUCCUUGCCAACCACCAGGACAAGCCUGCUGCAAGGACGCCAAACCAGAUCAAGAAGUACUUUGAGCUGGAGCCGCUGGCCCGAGGGAAGCGCUGGAUCUUGGAGGGCAGCACCACCGACAACAUGGAGGCAGUGAAGGAGAGCUUUGGUCAGUUCAUUAGCCUGUUGGAGGACAAGGACACAGAGCCUGCAAGGAUAUGAUGCUAACACUGCUAAUGCAGAGACAUUAGCGGCUAACGACAAGGAAACACCGCAUCCUGAUGGUGCCCAUGUUCACACACUCAUGCACAGACACAAACAUGUACACAUAAGAAAAUUCAGCAGAUGUGGGCCUCUCUCUUCGAGAUGUGUAUUGUAUGUUAUCCUUCACUGAGGUCUCAUUUUUCAAAUUGGAAGAGUGUGCACAAGCAACAGUCAGCCACUACAACCUGACAGAGGAGAGCUGCCAUUAAACCCACCCGAUGUAAAACAGUUUGUCAUGAAAAAUCAUUGAACUUUGCCAGGGAUGGAAAUCUUGUUUACUACUGUGCCAUUGUGAUUAAACCAGUGGCAUUUGGGACGUAUGGCAUUCCUUUAGUCAUCGUUGGACACUAACACACACAUUCUCAUUCUCAGUCUCACACACACACACACACACACACACACACCCACACACACACACACAUACGGUCACACACAAAGUGGAGCCCAGGUUGUCUGUAGAUAUGUUUAACGUCUCCACUAAUUACUUUACAGGAUGUUUGGGUGGGCACGGUUGAUAUCCUUUCCACUGAGAAGUACUGUAUGGCUGUCAAGUGUGCUUCUCCUUUUGACUUGGCAACAACGAAUGUCGUUGUGUGGUCGGAGUGCAUAGUCCAAAGCCUUGUGUUAUGUACGGUAGUUACAUAUCGGUGAGUCACACUGUGUCUGAAUAUCUAAUCUGAAUAGUGUAGUCUGAGUAUCUCAUGGAGUAUUAUGUACAUGCAAAGAAGCAUGUUGCUGUGUACCCUCCUGUGCCGCCAUACACAAGUACUACUUAUCAUGUGACUAAGUGCUAGGUGACUUUAUGGAGUCGUGAGUCCAUUUGGAGAACGUGAGAACAAGUCUGAAUGCUUUUUAUAAAUGUGCAACUUACGAUAUAUUUUAUAGCUCUGUAUGUUAACCUCAAAGAGCUACGUUCAGAUUUUUUAUAUAUCAUACCACACCUAUGACUUCUUUCAAAUCAAAGACCAAAAAACAAAAAAAAAAAACAAAACACAGUGAUUAUUGACUGGGCUGGGUGUAGCCACAAGGUAGAGAAAUGUGAUGGAUUUAGCUUCAUUUCAGUGUUUAGCAAAUGUAAUAUUUGUGUAUCUGCAUUUUUACUGUAUUUUUUUUUUCUUCUGAAUUUGACAUAAUGCCUCUCAACACUGGCGAGCGCCUCCAGUCUCCCAUCAGGGUGGAAUACAAACUCUAUCAAUCAGCCACAGCAACAGCUGCAUCUGACAAGUCCCUGUCCGACACCCUAAUGCCUUCCAACUGUCUGUGAAGACCCCUCCCUGUCUGCUGUUUAUCGUGGACCCCCACCCCACCUCAUCCCAACCCAUUCCAACCAACGUUGCCCCUCCACUCCAGCUCCGUUCCCUGUCCCCAUUACUGCUCAGUGGGGUUUUUUAUCCCAGAUGCCAUCUUUCAGCCCGGCUGCUCUCGUGUGGACUCCAAACGUCUAAAAUGAGUCGUAUUCAUUGUGCCACAGGUGUGUGGUUGUUCCCCAGGAUGUGCUUCAGUAACGGAUAAAGUUCACACCUACUUCCUGUGUGCUUUGCAUUUUUGUUGUUGUUUUGUUCAGUAUUUUGUCAGGUUUUUAGAGAUUGAAUCACUUUUUGUACCUGACUUGAGAUCUGCCAGGUAAUGUUUACAGUCCGCAUGGAUCAUUGCAUUCGGUUGCUUGAAUGCGAAAUAAAUCUUUCGACUAGGAGGGUUUAUACCAAUGCCGGACUGCUGACACAUAGGUUUUAAAACAUUCACUGCAGUCUAUUUUGUUUUUUUGUUUUUUUUGUAUCUUUGUUUGUUUUUUCAAUCAUACAUUUUGUCUAAAAUGGCAAUUAAAGUUUUAAAAA
Molecule: messenger RNA, 2774 nt
Organism: Seriola dumerili (greater amberjack)
Lineage: Eukaryota; Metazoa; Chordata; Actinopteri; Carangiformes; Carangidae
Gene: arl15
Product: ADP ribosylation factor like GTPase 15
Exons: 5
Coding region: 319-897 (192 amino acids)
Molecular function (GO): GTPase activity; GTP binding
Source: RefSeq, a predicted model, not a curated record